AUGGCUGCUGCAGACCACCGCACGGAAAGGGCGGCCUCGAUUGCCUCCUCUUCCACCGAGGCUGGCGCCUACGACGAGAAUGAGAGGCUCGCCAAGCUCGACCACACCGAGGAUGGCAUGAAGAGCAAGACCCCCGAGGAGAUGGAGAUGGGAGAUGAGAGCGAGGACAAGACCCUCCUGCCCCAGGAGACCGAGAAGCCGCAGCCGCCCAAGAACUCGUUUCUGUCGGCGUUGAUCUGGAUGGUCAUCAACACCUUGGCCACCAUUGGCAUUGUUUUCACCAACAAGGCCAUCUUCUCGGAUCCCUCGCUCAAGCUGGCCCAGCUGACGUUUGCCGCCUUCCAUUUCACCAUUACCUGGCUCACCCUGUUCGUCCUGUCGCGCCCGCAGUUCGCCUUCUUCGCUCCCCGGAGAGCCGGCAUCCGCGACAUCCUGCCGCUCUCCGUGGCCAUGGCCCUGAACGUCAUCCUGCCCAACCUGUCGCUGGCGUUCUCCUCGGUCACCUUCUACCAGGUUGCCCGCAUCCUGCUGACGCCCUGUGUCGCUGCCAUGAACUUUGUUCUCUACCGGUCGACUCUGCCCAUGAACGCCAUUCUCGCUCUCGUCCCCGCCUGUGCUGGUGUGGGCAUUGUCUCGUACUACGACUCUCUUCCCACCGACGACGCCAACGUGAAGACCACCUCUGGCCUCGGGGUCAUUUUCGCCUUCACCGGCAUCUUCGCCUCGUCUCUGUACACCGUUUGGAUUGCGAGCUACCACCGCAAGCUGCAAAUGUCGAGCAUGCAGCUCCUCUUCAACCAGGCGCCCGUUUCCGCCUUCAUGCUUCUCUACGUCAUUCCCUUUGUCGACACUUUCCCCGUGUGGACCGAGGUUGCCGUCAGCCGCUGGAUCAUGAUUCUUAUGUCUGGUCUUUUCGCUUCCCUGAUCAACAUCUCGCAAUUCUUCAUCAUCGCUCAGACUGGCCCUGUUUCCAGCACUGUCGUCGGUCAUGUCAAGACCUGCACGAUCGUUGCCCUGGGAUGGAUGACUUCUGGCCGUGCCAUCGGUGACAAGUCUGUUCUCGGUGUCUUCAUUGCCCUUGGCGGCAUUAUCGCUUACUCCAUUGUGAUGCUUAAGGAGAAGGCCAGGGGCCAGCCGAACAAAUAA
Molecule: messenger RNA, 1146 nt
Organism: Thyridium curvatum
Lineage: Eukaryota; Fungi; Ascomycota; Sordariomycetes; Thyridiales; Thyridiaceae
Exons: 4
Coding region: 1-1146 (381 amino acids)
Cellular component (GO): Golgi apparatus
Molecular function (GO): antiporter activity
Source: RefSeq, a predicted model, not a curated record